CCCGUUUCUUGAAACAUGUCGCCCAUGAAGCUGUGUGUUCCAGGUGAAAGGCUGUGCAGUACGGAGGACUGUAUCCCCGGUACCGGCACGUACCUACGGCACGGCUACAUCUUCGCCUCGCUCGCGGGAUAUGUGCUGAGAAAGAACGAGGGAGAGGAGCUCCCGGUUAUAUCCGUGGUUAGAGAAACGGAAGCACAACUUUUGCCCGAUGUUGGUGCCAUCGUCACCUGCAAGGUGACCAGUAUCAACCCACGGUUUGCUAAAGUGCACAUAUUAUACGUUGGGUCAACACCGCUAAAAGAUCGGUUUAGAGGCACAAUCAGGAGAGAAGAUGUGAGAGCGACAGAGAAAGAUAAGGUGGAGACGUACAAGAGCUUUAGGCCAGGUGAUAUCGUCCUUGCUAAAGUGAUCUCUUUGGGUGACGUGCAGUCGAACUACCUGCUAACCACAGCGGAGAAUGAGUUGGGUGUGGUCGUGGCCCACAGUGAGGCAGGUGCACAGAUGGUGCCCAUCAGCUGGUGCGAGAUGCAGUGUCCUCGCACACACGCAAAAGAGUUUCGCAAGGUUGCGCGGGUACAGCCGGAGUAUCUGCAGGCCUGAGCCACGCCCACCACACCCUUUAACCACACCCACUGGAACACACAGCUUCGAAGACACGCCCUCCUGCUUUACUCAUGCACAAUUCUCAGCCAAAUAAUGGCGUUUGGAAUUCUGUAGAUCAGUUGAAUCUAUUCUUCCACACUGCCUUUGAAUUACGCAUUAUUCAGAAUAUAGUAUUCUGGCAUUCGUGAUGCUCUCGGUGCGAUUACAGUACAACAUGUGUUCAACUGUUGUAGAGCCUCUAGAAGUGUUGCAGAACAUGAGGAAUUGUGUAAACGGUCUUCUGUUACCCUGAAUGUCCAACGUUGAGAGCUUGUGUAAACACAAAUGUACACCGUUGGAACAAAUUAUGGGUGAAUCUCAACAUGUCCAAGUCCCACUUCACCCCAAAAUCUAAAUAUAAUUCCAAUAUUGAUAAUUUCAAUAAACAAUUUUAUACAUUUCUCACCCAAAUUCUCAUCACCGUUGAAUUUCAUUAAGCAGAAUAUUUCUUUUCUUUUGGAUUUAGUGGUGAAAUGUGACCUACAGAGUUUGUGAUGUUUCACAACGGGAUUUUGAAGUAAAGUUUGAGUGCUAACGUGUGGCGGCACUGUUUUCAAACGCAUAAAGCGCAUGAUAGUCAUUGAAAGCACUUGUUUUCUCUUGCUGCUUUUAUUCAGAAUAUUUGAAAAUGUGUCUAUGAUGCUUUCCUUAUUCUGUCCUUUUGUCUGUAAACGUUUGAGGUCAUGUUUACAAGAGACAAAAAAAAUAAAGUGUUUUAUAGAA
Messenger RNA from Xyrauchen texanus (razorback sucker), 1365 nucleotides. RefSeq names its product exosome complex component CSL4-like. The transcript has 8 exons. The record is from RefSeq and is a predicted model, not a curated record. NCBI's taxonomy places the organism in Eukaryota, Metazoa, Chordata, Actinopteri, Cypriniformes, Catostomidae. Gene Ontology annotation, cellular component: nuclear exosome (RNase complex); cytoplasm. Bases 16 to 600 code for a protein of 194 amino acids. Gene Ontology annotation, molecular function: RNA binding. Gene Ontology annotation, biological process: RNA processing.